Pangasianodon hypophthalmus (striped catfish) is the source of this 2201-nucleotide messenger RNA. RefSeq lists its product as uncharacterized. Gene Ontology annotation, biological process: protein localization to plasma membrane. The record is from RefSeq and is a predicted model, not a curated record. Lineage: Eukaryota; Metazoa; Chordata; Actinopteri; Siluriformes; Pangasiidae. The coding region runs from base 899 to 1648 and encodes 249 amino acids. The transcript has 7 exons.
CGGUGUUUUCUGACGCACAGGCGCUGGCACUUACGUAAACAAAACCAGUAACUGGAUUGAGCAACUAAAAGUUUCCACGCGUUUCAUUGUGGCGCUCCAGUCAGGCUGGUUUUGUAAACGUGCGACAGCAAACACAUAAAUAUACAUAAGCUAUGGGCUUUUACCUUAAAGUAGUGAUAAAAACCAUGAAACCUACAUCAGAGCGCUUUAUUCAUUUUAAUGACAAUUUAUUAGUACUAAAAAUAGUUUUUUUUAAAUUUGGACUUUGCCUAUUGCAUUGUUUUCUGGGAGAAGUGUCCAUUAAUUGUUCCCUUAAAAAAAAAAAAAAUUAUGUGCUUUUUAAAGUAACUGCUUUUCAUUACUUGGGUUUGAAACACAUGGUUGCCCUGGUGUUCCCAUUCAAAACGCCCUGGGUUACUGUGUAGGAAAUAAGACAGGAACAAAAACACAUUUUAUUUUGUCCAGCACAUUUUAAAACCUGAGUUUGGAACAUUGAGGGUAGAUUUAUUUCACUGCUAUCAUUGUGCAGUGUGAUUAGUGAGGAGAGUGCUCGCUGAAUGAAUAAGCACUGGCCUAAGCAAACAGUGAGAUAAAGUUGAGUUGGCCCAGCCCAAAUAUUCUCAUUCCUGCUUUCUCACAGGGCCAUGUAUUGCAAGGAGUGGUUAAAGGAGACAGAAGGUUUUAAAUCUGAAGAAUGUCGCUUGGUUAGUGGAUGACAUGGCUAACCGGUAAGGUCUUCUCUUCUGGAAGAAACUUGCAGUACAGUUGCUGAGGUGCUGAGAAUAGAAACACAAUGAAGCGGACACAGCACUUGGGUGGUUAAAUCUAUUCGGAAGAGAAUUACUGACACCCUCAGAAUCAGAUCUCCUAAAUCAUUUGGUAACUCACCUGAAGAGACAUGGCAUUCUGGAUUAUUUUACCCAUCAGUCUCAGUGCUGUUUCAUUCAUCGGAUGCUGGACGGUGUAUGGACUUGCAUUAAGAUUCCACCAUGUCUGCUCACUCAGUAACUGGGAAUACAGCAACUCAUGUCUGACAAAUGAAACUGGAAGUUGCUGCACGGGACAUAACAUACCCACCAUAAGUGGAAGUGGAACCAACUUUCCAGAAAAUUCCCUGUUUAGUGCUACAAUCAAUGGGGCUUCAUUUUUAUUUGUGGUUUUCAGUAUUUUCCAUCAUGCACAUAUCGUGAAAAAGUGCAGUGUGCACUCUCUCCUCAGUAAAUGUGCCAUGGUCUUUGGUUGUAUCGCUGGAGUUGGAGCCUUUGUGGCUGGAAACUGCAAUCCAGCAGAGCUGAUGUUUCUGCAUAACCUAGGUGCUGCUUUGAGCUUCGUGUGUAUCUGCUUCUACACGGUGCUGCUUACAUUUCUGACAAGCAGGUGCAUGCUAACUGGACUCGAGCGUGCCCUCUACCCAAUACGCAUCGUCUUCUCCAGCAUUCAGGUCAUACUGACCAUCCUCUAUUGCAUCUUCUUUUCUCAAAAGGAGUUCUACUACAGGCACAUUUCUGCCAUUUUCGAGUGGACACUCAGCAUGAACCUGGAGCUCUUCGAACUCAGCUAUGCUGUGGAGUUUUAUUUCUUCUCUUCUGCAAUGCUUUCGGUACUUCUCUCAAACAGGGAUGAAGAGAGCACUAUCAUUUUGUCCUGAUGGCUGACAUUUUGCCUUCUCUUCCUUUAGGUUAUUAAGCAACAAAUCUUUAUUUCUUAGUAGCUUGUGUUCAAAUUGGAAAGUCUAGAGAGAUUGUUAGAGAUGCAAACCUGUAAACUGGCCUGUGACUCAGGCAUGUAAGCAUAUUUUUUGCACAAAUGCAACCCUCAGCCUUGGUUGGAAUUUCAUACCUGCAGUAUUCUGUAAAUGUUAAAUAUACGCAGGCUGUAUAUGUUACAGAAUUCUCCCUCGGUAGUCACUGUAGUUAGCUUAUUUAAUCUAAUCACAAAAUACCUCUAACACUGAAAGAUUUUAUAGAAAUAAAUUCAUAUUAUAUGUAUAUGGUGGGGAUGUAAAUUUUGUCACGAUUGGAUAAAGCACAUUUAGUAUGUUUUGAGAAAUCUAGGCAUAUUACAUUACAUUUAUACAGUGUUUAUAUCAUAUGCUCUGUAAUGUAAAUGUAAAUAAACAACUCUCAUCUACACAAGACAACACUAAGUGGCUACCAAACUGAAUUAAUUUAAAGACCAAUAAAUUGAACUGUUUUGUUUGA